ACCUAUUAUCAUCCCAGAUGGAGGAAUCAGGCGUUUCCAGACAAAUUUCUAUAUUCCAGUGAGGUGUUCUCCUGAUUCUGAGUUUGAUUGUGAUGUUUGUGGUAAUAAUGAGUCAGCAAGGCUGAAAUGUAUACAAUGUGACCAGAAUUUCUGCGGAAAUUGCGCCGGAAUACACGUGCGUAUGGCCUCAUCACGAGAACACAAUUUAGUAUCAGUUUCACAUGGAGAAGAACAACAUAUGCCGCACGAUGCUGUAAAACAUCCAUCUGAAAAAAUUACUGUGAUAUGCAAAGACUGCGAUGACUUAGUAUGCCAAGUUUGUAGGACAACAGUACACAAGGACCAUUCAUGCAAUACUAUUUCUGCAGAAGCAGCUGCUAGGAGGACCCAACUGAGAGAUCUCAUUGAUAUAUCUGACAACAAUCUGAAAGAAAUUGGAAAAGAUAUGCAUGUUGUUAAAAGACAAGCAGAGUCAAAAUAUACACAUUUUAAUGAACAAAUAACUUAUUUAAGACAAAAAAGAGAUCUGCUUAUUUCAAAUAUCAAUGAAAAGUUCAAUUCAUUUGAAGAGAAAAUAAAACAAGUUAACAAUGAACAACGGAUGUUGUCAAGCGAGAUGUCUGAGAACCUAAAACUAACAAUAGAAAACUUUAAGCAAAGUAUUGAUAAUUCAAAAGAGAUUGCUGACGCAAGUAACGAUGUAAACCUUCUAAGAAAUUUUAACAGCCUUGUUCAGAACCUAGGUGAAAUAGAAAUACCAGUACCCGCUGCGGUACCUGGACAAAAACUGAUGGAAACCGUUGAAAAGUGCACAACUUGGCAAAUAAAACUGAACGAACAAAACGGUGACGUGUAAAAAAAUAUUCUGCAACAUACCUUAUAUACCUAUAAUAAAUACUUCAGCCAGUAAGGAAUUCUAAACCGAAUCUUCCAAUAUUAGGCUGUAACUAACUUCCAUUUAUGACGUAUAACAUUGUUGGAGUGAAAUAGAGCCUUUACAGAAUAUUGGCAUUACACUAGUACAUUUAAUAUUGUUACCAGUACCUACAGCCCUGUACUUUUGUAAUGAAUUGUAUUCACCCCUGUUUCAAGUGUAUGUUUUCGCAAGUUUUUAGUAUGGGGAAAGGUAGUAAAA
Molecule: messenger RNA, 1135 nt
Organism: Mercenaria mercenaria
Lineage: Eukaryota; Metazoa; Mollusca; Bivalvia; Venerida; Veneridae
Product: RING finger domain and kelch repeat-containing protein DDB_G0271372-like
Exons: 1
Coding region: 182-856 (224 amino acids)
Molecular function (GO): zinc ion binding
Source: RefSeq, a predicted model, not a curated record